Molecule: messenger RNA, 2394 nt
Organism: Brenthis ino (lesser marbled fritillary)
Lineage: Eukaryota; Metazoa; Arthropoda; Insecta; Lepidoptera; Nymphalidae
Source: the annotation of a GenBank genome assembly
AUGUUGAAAAUAUUAAUUUUAAGUCUUAUAUUAACUGAAAAUGUGUUUAGUUUAAUUGUUAACCCUACCCUCAAUGAGACUUUUAUACAUAAUACAUAUAAAUAUGAUGAGUUAAUAGACUUGACAGUAAAUAAGACAGUCAUGCACAUUCUUGACUUUGAAGAGGAUUCAGACAUACUCUCAGUUUAUCCAACACGAGUGCAUGUUGGAACCAAUGACAGUAUUAGUGUCGAUUACCCAUUGCUUGUCACAGCGUCACAGCAAAAAGGUAUAUCAUCAUGGGAUCUGCCUCUGGUAAUCAAUACAAAAAACAAAGUGUUGUACUUCAACGACAUGGCUCGGACGUUGUGUCCGCACGACGCGGGGCCGAAUAUCACGGCCCAGGGGCGGCCGUCGAUGACGCUGUCCACGAGUAGCCCCAACAACGUGACUGUGAAGAUCAAGGUGCGACGCGUCCAGGACUUCUAUUUGGAAGUGAAUAAGGAAGUAACUUUAAACGUGACUCCAAGCACACCCAAGUACUACUAUUUCUCGUUCGACCGCGACCCCUUGAACCUGCCUCACUCACAGCGUUCUCAUCUGUUAUUCCCCAAGUUCAACUACACGAUACCGAAAAGCGUGCUGCUCACCAUCGACUCGGACGACGACGUGUGCGCCAUCGUCUCCAUACAGUCUAACUCGUGUCCGGUGUUCGACAACGAGCGCGACGUGACGUACCGCGGCUACCACUUCACCAUGACCCGCAAGGGCGGCAUCACCGUCACGCAAUCGAUGUUCCCGCGCGGCUUCUACGUGGUGUUCAUAGUGAUGGAGAGCGACGAGCGCUGCUCGGGCGUGGCGGCGCGCGCGCACGACCGCCGCAAGACUUUCCGGUUCGAGGCGGCGGCGAGCGUGUCGGCGGCGGAGUACGCGGCGGGCGCGCUGGCCGCGCUGGCGCUCGUGCUGCUCGUGGCGCUGCUGGCGCCGCUCGCGCACGCGCUCUCCUGCGCCUCGCAUGAGACUGUAAUAAUAAUAGAAAAUGAGCCGGUCCCGUCGAGCUCGCGCGACGUGGCGGGCAUAGCUGACGACACGCCUAUCGUGUCACGGCACAGUGACGAGUUCGAAUCGGAGGUGGAGUCGGAGGCGGAGGCUGCGGCCGCGCCGCUGACGCUGGCCGGCCUCAGCCGCGCGCGCCCGCAGGCGCACUCGCGCCGCUCCUACAGGUACUUCACGAGCUCGCUGACGGUGGCGGUGGUGUACGCGCUGCCGGUGGUGCAGCUGCUCGCCACCUACCAAGCGCGCGUGCGGCAGUCCGGCGACCAGGACGUGUGCUACUACAACUUCCUGUGCGCGCUGCCGCUGGGCGCGCUGUCCGACGGCAACCACGUGGCCUCCAACGCGGGCUACGUGCUGCUGGGCGCCGCCUUCAUGCUGCAGGUGCGCUGGCGGCAGGCGCGGCGGGCCGCGGCGCCGUACCGAGGGGAUGUGGGCAUCCCGGAGCACCCGGGGCUACUGUACUCCAUGGGGCUGGCGCUGGUGAUGGAGGGUGUACUGUCCGCCUGCUACCAUCUCUGCCCCAACAAAAUGAACUUCCAGUUUGACUCGUCGUUCAUGUACGUGACGGCGGUGCUGUGCAUGGUGAAGCUGUACCAGAGCCGCCACCCCGACGUCAACGCCUCCGCCAACACCACCUUCCUGCUGCUCGCCUUCGUCAUGGCCAUCGGCGUGAUCGGCAUCAUGGACCCGAACCCGUACUUCUGGGCGGUGUUCACGAUCGCCCACUUGUCUAUCUGCUUCUUCCUAACUCUCAAGAUAUAUUACGUGGGCAAGUUCAAAAUGCCAUAUUACGUGGGUAUGUUUGCCGUGUUACUGUAUGUAAAUGAGUGUCGUUGUGGCCACGAAGGCGCGUCGCUGGCGCGGCGCGCGGUGGCGGCGCUGCGUGCGCGCGGGCGCGCCGCGCUGCGCCCCGCGCGGCCGGCGCGCGCGCUGCUGCUGGCCGUCGUCAACGUGUGCAACUGGGCGCUGGCCGCGUACGGCAUGUACGAGCACAACGGCGACUUCGCGCGCCACCUGCUGGCCGUGCUGCUCGGCAACACGCUGCUGCACACGUGCUGCUACGUGGCGCUGAAGCUGCGGCACGGCGAGCGCCUGCCGCCGGCCGCGUGGCUGUGGCUGGCGCUGGCGCCGGCCGCGUGGGCCGCCGCCGCCGCCUUCUUCCUGGACUCCCGCACCAAGUGGUCGGAGACGGCGGCGCGCUCGCGCACGCACAACGCGCCGUGCACCGCGCUGCGCGUGUUCGACUCGCACGACCUGUGGCACCUCGCCUCCGCCGCCGCUAUCUUCUUCUCUUUCAACUUGCUGCUCAUCAUCGACGACCCCCUCGCUGACACCCCGCGGCACCUCAUACCCGUCUUC